Messenger RNA from Portunus trituberculatus (swimming crab), 2824 nucleotides. RefSeq names its product SCAN domain-containing protein 3-like. The transcript is spliced from 2 exons. Gene Ontology annotation, biological process: DNA integration. Gene Ontology annotation, molecular function: nucleic acid binding. Bases 1347 to 2582 code for a protein of 411 amino acids. The record is from RefSeq and is a predicted model, not a curated record. Lineage: Eukaryota; Metazoa; Arthropoda; Malacostraca; Decapoda; Portunidae.
GAUAGACAGAACUUAGAAGAGGAGGUAAAAGAAACUCACAGAAUGGGACCAUAUCAAGGAUAUAUAUAUGUUACGGCCAUUUUGGAAAAUUGGUCGUUUUACAAAAUUGCCGGUCAUUAUGCAAAAAGACCAAAUUCGUGGUCACAUUGUAAAAUGACCUAAAUUUCUCAACAUUUUGCAGAACGACCAAGAUUUUGGUCAGUUUACAAAAUUAUCGUUGGUCAGUUUACAAAAUGUCCAUACAGUAAGCAGCCAGAUGGAAAAAAACAUAACCAAUGAGUAUGCUUAAUUGUCCUUAUUUUAGGUUCAGCUAAUCAUCACACACACACACAAUCUCUGCUGGCCUCGCUGCCACUCUCUCCUGUAAAUCAUCUCUUAUAAUAUUGGUUCAUUUACUGGUUUGUCAUUCACUUCUGUAAAUCAUCUCUUAUAAUAUUGGUUCAUUUACUGGCUUGUCAUUCACUUCUGUAAAUUACUGGUUCAUUAUUGGUUCAUUUACUGUCGAUCAUUCACUUAUUAUCCUCCCCUCUUCCCCCCCUCUCUCUCUCUCCACAAUAGUAAUGGGAGCUGACUGGUGAUACUGUGGUCAGUAAGGCACUGCUGAAAGCCAGGAGAAGACGACCAACGUAGUGUUACUCCCAGUACUUUGUGUGCAUUUUAUUAUACUCUGGAAAUCUGUACAAUGGAAAAUAGAAAAACUGAUUUUUAUUCAAAGCUGAUAGCGGCUGAGGAGAAGAAAGCAUCAAAUACUUCGAGUUUGUUGUACAGAAAUGAAUGCGAACAAAUUAUGAAUUGCUUGGAUGAACUUAAACGUGCUAACAUUAAAAAGACUCAGAAAGACUAUCGUUUGUUACGAAAGUAUGAAAUCCUUGAGGUCACAGUUGAAGGUAUCACCGUUAAGAAAUUGCAGAAAAGGGAACUCUUCUUAGAUUCGUAUGCGCUGAAGAUGUGUUCGAUGUGAUCGAUGCUAUUCAUCGUACACGUGGGCAUGGAGGUAGAACUAUUGUCUUUAGGGAAACAAGUGAAAAAUAUGCCAAUGUUUCAAGAUCCCAAAUUGAGUUAUAUUUACAGUUCUGUGAGGAGUGUCAUCUGAAAAAAAGCACUGUACGCAAGUCUGUGACUGUGAAGCCAAUUGUAUCCAAUAGUAUGAAUUCACGAGCUCAGGUUAGUAAACAAGCACUGGUUAAGCCCGUUGAUAGUAAUUUCAUUAUUGCCAUGGCUUGUUGUCAGAGGGGAGUCUUUAAUACCCUUGAUUUUGUUCACGAUUGCAAAUAUAUUAUUAUUAUUUAGCAAUAUUACAUAAUCUUUUUUGAUGUUCUGUCUAUUUGUAGGUCGACUUGAUCGAUAUGCAGAGCCAGCCAGAUGGAAAACAUUGUUUCAUUCUGAACUACCAGGAUCACUUGACGAAGAUGGUGUGUCUUCGGGCUCUACAGACAAAAACUGCUGAAGAGGUUGCUUUCCACCUCGUUGAUAUAUUCUGUGACAAAGGAGCCCCCCAUAUCCUGCAGUCUGACAAUGGAAGAGAAUUCUCAAAUAAGCUUGUCAAGGAAGUUCUGAUGAUGUGGCCAGAGUGCAAGAUGGUUCAUGGCAAACCACGACAUUCCCAAUCGCAGGGCUCGGUGGAACGUGCCAACAGGGAUAUUGAAGCCAUUCUCGCAUGUUGGAUGAAGGACAACAACUCUACACAAUGGUCACAGGGACUGCGCUUUGUCCAGUGGAAGAAAAAUACCCGCUUUCACUCCGGAAUUGGAAGGACACCAUAUGAGGCCAUGUAUGGACAGAAGGCUCGUCUUGGUGUUGACGCAAAUUCUGUACCAGAGGAAGUCCUGGACGGUAUGCAGACGGAGGAGCAGCUUGCAGAGGCACUAGGUGUUGUCAAUGAGGUCACAGACACAGAGGAGGAAGAGACAGGUGUUGAAGAGCAAGAAGAAGCAUCUGCUGUCAUUAACUGCAUCUCCUGUGGCAAAAGAUAUUUUGGUUUAAAUGUGUGCAAUGUGUGUGAGAACCCAUGUCACUCUAAUACUCAGUGUUCUAUGAUGAAUAACGAUGCUGAUGAGUCUGUGCUUUGUUCCAUCUGCAGUCGGAGUCAGAGUAUUCAUACUGAACAAAUGAAGUCCAACAUAGAACAACAGAAACAAGCCCAAAAAAUGAUCGAUAAUUCUGUGAAGAGAUUUCAACCAGCCAAAGUAGGGGACACUGUGAUGGUUCCCGUUCCAUUAGUUGACCGCGGACGUGCAGAGUUUCCUAAUGUGAAGGCAGUUGUUUUUCAGGCAUUGGAAAAUGGCACAUAUAAGCUUGGUACAAAACACGGCCUGCUUAAACAAGUGUACACUCGCAACCAAUUUACUCCAUGUCUAGAAAAAUUCCUUUCUCUUGAUGAUGAUGUACAGGAGCGAGAAGUAAGUCUGCGGGAAGUAGCCAUUGCAGAAUCAAUGGGACAAGGUCAGGGAUUCGCUAAAUGCUCUUGCACUAAGUCAUGUAUGACCAGACGCUGCAAGUGUUUAAAAAACUCUGUAUUAUGCAACAGCAGAUGCAAAUGCAGUGCCUCUUGCUCUAACAAGGUCGACACACAAAUACAUUAAACUUUAUACGUUUUGAUGUAUUUGUAUUUAUCAUUCCCUCGCUUUUUUUUUUCAUCUGGCUGCUUGCUGUAUGGACAUUUUGUAAACUGACCAACGAUAAUUUUGUAAACUGACCAAAAUCUUGGUCAUUUUGCAAAAUGUUGAGAAAUUUAGGUCAUUUUGCAAUGUGACCACGAAUUUGGUCUUUUUGCAUAAUGACCGGCAAUUUUGUAAAACGACCAAUUUUCCAAAAUGGCCGUAAC